Molecule: messenger RNA, 2096 nt
Organism: Anolis sagrei ordinatus
Lineage: Eukaryota; Metazoa; Chordata; Lepidosauria; Squamata; Anolidae
Source: RefSeq, a predicted model, not a curated record
UCAGUGCGCCUGCGCAGAAGAAGAAGGCGUCCUAGGAAAGGAACCAUAGACUCACGCGAGGGAAGAGUCGCCUCACUCUUUGGCGGGUCUCUCCCCGGAAGGCCAUGUUCAGAGUCCCUCUGACUGUAGUCACGGAGUUUUAGGGCAACCCUGAAGAAACAAAAGAACUACUAAAAGGCAGAAUGUUCUUCUUGCUGAGACUGACGACUCAAGAGACUUGCAGAUUCUAGGAGCUGUAUUUGAAGAGAAAGGCUUAGCACCAAUCCCAUGUAGACUUAUUGCAGAUGACAAUUCUGGCUGCUUGGCUGCCCACAGAAGCGGUUCUGCCCCAUUUAGAACGGUCUAUGUUUUGCUUUCACUUUGCGAACUCUAUCAGGGCGACACAGCCUUGGUGCCUUAGCAAUGCAUUCUCUUGGGUCAGUCCCAGAUUCUGGAGCAGCAAAAACUAUCACCUCCCCUGCAAUAGGGAACUGGAGGAGAAAUCGUUACCGAACACACGGCUGCAGUGUUGAGGAGCUGCGGGCCUGGAGGAGGGAGCGGGAAUCAGUUCUGAGGAAUGAACGGAGGUUGCAGCAGUUGAUCAGUAAGCGUCUGUUACAUGAAGACCCCUUGAAUGAUGAUGGGCGAAUUGGAAGUGACACUGAGACAGCAGCUCCUUUCACUGAGGAAGAGGUUUCACAGUUGCUGAAAAACAUCCGGAAAGGAACGGAAGACCGGGCAGUAUCUCUGCGACGUCUUCGGCACGGACUGCGGCACAAAGAAAAUCAACAGAAAUUCAUCAGGUUGGAAGGCAGCAUGCGGGUCUUGAUUGGCCUCUUCACCAGCAAUCUGGCAGAUCUUCAGAUGGAUGCAGCUCGCUGUUUACAUGAACUGUCACACUCCAGCGACCCCAAUGUUGCUGGGGCAUGUUUGCCAGCAACCUCCUAUCUCCUGACCUACCUCUCUGGACACAGUAUAGCCCUCAUGGAAUUGUGUUUGUAUACGCUGGGGAAUCUGGUGGUUGAAAUGAAGACUGUGAAGAAGCAACUUCUACCCCAAGGCAUCAUCCCAGUAUUGGCAUCCUGUAUCCAGUCUCCUCAUGUGGUGGUGCAAGAAGGCGUUGGCUAUGUUCUGUCCCAACUCUUGCAAUCCAGGGAGGCGCCCACUGAAAUUAUACCCUUGAUCCUAGAUUCCACCAUCCCCCAAAACAUGCUUCGAUUGGUUUGUUCUAAUCUGGAGGAAGGAAUGGGAGCUGCAGUUGAAUUUGCAUGGGGUCUUCACUACAUUAUUUGCAGCCGGGUGAACAAUGCACUGCUGAUCUCCCAAAAUAUUAUACCAUCCCUAGUACAGCUGUUGCUAAAACUGGCUUCCAUGAUAUCAACAACUUCUGCUGAGGGCCUUGAAGUGUUGAUCUGUCCUGUGGUUCGAUGUGUUGCCAACCUUCUUGCAGAAGAUGAGGUUGAGAGUGGUCAACUACUGGGAGGGGAAGAGCGUCUAUUGAGAGCCAUAUUUGUCUUUAUACAAUACUUCUUUCACAAACAACUAUAUAUCGUUCAGGAGGCUCUGUGGCUUAUAAACAAUCUCACAGCUGACAGCACCAUUGCAUGCUCUGCUCUGCUCAACGUGGAUCUCUUUCCAUCUCUACUGCAACUCUUACAUUCUCAUCAGAUGGUGAGCUCACUGGUACUAACAGUGCUAUGCAAUGUAGCUGCAAAGGGUGUUGCUUACUGCCAGACUUUGCACCAGAAAGCUGUGCUUCCUUCCCUCAUUGGCACUCUUUCCCUUCCUGAUUCCGAAGUGAUAGUCCAAGUUCUGGAACUGCUGCAUCUCCUCUUCCUCCACUGGCCAGAGGCUACCACCGAUUUUGUACAUCAGUCAGGAUUACAGGCGUUACAGCAGCAUGAAGAUGACCCACAGUUGCAAGAUCAGGUGAAAGCCCUCAUCCAGACUAUCAGUCAGCCAGCUGCUCUCCAUCAGGAUUGUUCCCUUGCAGAUUCGGCUGAAGAACUACAGCUUACUUGUUUAAAAAUUUGAAACAGUAGCACAUGCAAAAUGAACUAUACUGGCUUGUGACUAUAGCUUUCUCCUUGGAAGAGGAAUAAAAGCUAGCAAAGACA